Messenger RNA from Chara braunii, 3364 nucleotides. Lineage: Eukaryota; Viridiplantae; Streptophyta; Charophyceae; Charales; Characeae. The record is from the annotation of a GenBank genome assembly.
CGUGGCGACUGUGCCUCGGAAGAAGUUUAGUGCAUGGAUUGGAGGGCGGAGUAAGGCAUGCAGAUCGAUUUGACAUGUGAUUUGACCCUGAUGGAUGCAUACAACCGUGAGUCGUACGUGAACCAAUCAAUGGGGUUGGGUAUGUUUUCCAGCGUUUGUCGAAUGGAUCGAUUCUGUGGGCCACGCGGGGAUAAGGUAGAGGGGUGAGCGGUGAGGUGGAUCGAAUGUAUGGCUGGAAGGUUUGCCCAAACAAGCCCAUCCGCAUGGCGUUGAAGAUGCAGAAACAGGAUGUGCUAGCCGAGUUUGAAAUGAGAGCAAAUCAGGCGAUUCUAGAGUUGAAAGAGCAGGGGCUGAAUUCGGCCGUUUAUUGGAAGAACACAGAUGUCAGAAAGAAUGUGAGCAUUAUACCCACAAGUGCUAUAAGUGGGGAGGGUAUCCCUGAUCUCUUACUCCUACUAGUGCAGAUGACCCAGAAGAUGAUGGAGGAAAGACUGAUGUAUAUCAGUGAGUUGCAGUGUACAGUUCUUGAAGUGAAGGUCAUUGAAGGUCUUGGAACCACAAUCGAUGUGGUGCUGGUGAAUGGAGUUCUUCACGAGGGUGACCAAAUCGUUGUAUGUGGAUUGCAAGGGCCGAUAGUUACCAACAUUCGGGCCUUGUUGACACCUCAUCCUAUGAAAGAACUCCGUGUGAAGGGCUCUUAUCUUCAUCAUAAAGAAGUGAAGGCAGCGCAAGGAAUCAAGAUCACAGCACCGCAUUUGGACUCUGCAAUUGCAGGUACACAGCUGUAUGUUGUCGGGGAAGAUGAUGACGUGGAUCUCAUUAAGGAGGAGUGCAUGAAGGACAUGGCCAGCAUUCUCAGCCAGGUGGACAAAAGCGGAGAAGGAGUGUGUGUCCAGGCCUCAACGCUCGGUUCACUCGAGGCCCUGCUUGAGUUCUUAAAGACACCAGAGGUUAACAUUCCGGUCAGUGGAAUAAGUAUUGGGCCCGUUCACAAGAAGGAUGUAAUGCGUGCUGGUGUGAUGUUAGAAAGAAAGAAAAAGGAGUACGCAACCAUCCUGGCGUUUGAUGUGAAGGUGACUCCGGAGGCAAAGGAAAUGGCAGAGGACUUAGGCGUGAGGAUAUUUACGGCAGACAUUAUCUAUCAUCUUUUUGACCAGUUCAAUGCGUACAUGGCAAAUGUCAGGGAGGAAAAAAGGAAAGAAGCUGCGGAUGAUGUUGUCUUCCCUUGUGAGCUCAAGAUUUUGCCGACAUGUAUCUUCAACAAGAAGGACCCAAUUGUUCUUGGGGUGGAAGUCAUGUCAGGAAUUGUCAAGAUUGGUACUCCGUUGUCUGUGCCGUCGAAGGAAUUCAUUGAUAUUGGCAGGAUUGCAUCCAUAGAGGUCAAUCACAAGCUUGUGGACACUGCGAAGAAAGGGCAGUCCGUGGCAAUAAAGAUUGUUGGGCAGAAUGCGGAAGAAUCUCAGAAGAUUUAUGGCCGGCACUUUGAUCACAGCGAUCUGCUUGUCAGUCGAAUAUCGCGAAAAUCCAUCGAUGUACUGAAGGAGAACUACAAGCAUGAGAUGACUGAUGAUGAUUGGCGCACCGUGGUGAAGCUAAAGAGAGUCUUUAGUAUACAAUAAAUAAAAGCUUUGGCCACAGUUGUGCAGCGUGGUGGACUGGCAGCAGCAGAACUCAGCGCAGAUCUGAGCUCUGCUGCCCUUUGUUGUGACUGUUUUGGAAGUUUGAGCUCAUAUGUCCGUGAGACGUUGAGGGACACUUCGAGGUGAGAUCCGAGGAGGUGGACGUGGAAGGUUUGUUGCUGCCAGUUGAGGGACUUUGAGUUGAGAUAUGAGGAGGUGGACGUGGAUUGUUUUGUUGAUUGCUUAGCUGUGUCAUCUUUGUUUGUCGUUAGAGGUUCCUUGCUGCGGAGAGGGAGGCCAGUUGGCAAAGUUUGAUGCUCCAGGCAUAUUAAGGUAACGGGCGCGAUAGUUUUUUUUACAUAGGAUCCCAUUGUGUGUUGGUACUGGUUACGUGGAAGGCUACGUGAAAUCCACAGCCAUUUAGAAGAGUAUAAUUUGCUCGAAUGCGUGCAGACAAAUCCUUCCUGCCUUGCCUUCGUCCCCCAUGGCUGGCUCGUGGCCCUUCCUUCCCUGCCAUCAUGUCCGUGAUGUUGUUUCUCUCUUUCGAGGUUGUUUCAAGCAUGGAGAAGGGUUGAUUGAUGACUUUGUGCUUUGUCCUUGAUUGAUUGAUGAAGGUUUCUGUGGUAUCCUGUCUUUUCAAUCAUGAGUUCUUCAUGUGGGCCAUCGUUUUCUGCUGUUCCCUGUCCGGCUCCGUUGUCAGUCCUUCUGCGAUAGGCAGCAAUUCAUGUUUCUCUCUUUCGAGGCUUGUUUCAGGCAUAAAGAAGGGGCGUUCCUUGGCUUUGUGCCAUCUUCGUUGAUGGCUUCUUCGUCGUCCUCUCUUCUCAAUCAUUAAUUGUUCAAGUGGCCCAUCUUUUUCGUGUGUUCCCUGUCCGUGUCUCUUGUCAGUUCCUCUGCGAUGGGCAGCAAUGAGCCCAGUUGGGUGUGUGCUUCGUAUUCGUCCUCUCGUCUCAAUCAUCCGUUCUUCAGGUCGGCCAUCAUUUUUUUCAAUUCCCCGUCUGUCUCCUUUCAGUUGUUCUCCAAUUGGUAGCAAUGUGUCCUGUUGGGUGUGAUCUAUAUAAAUAGGAUGUCCGUUUUGACUUCGGUCUCGUGUCUGGAAGGUGCUCUGCUCCUCUGGAGAUGAGAUGGUCGUUUGGCAUAAUGAUGUGUUUCACAACAAAGUUCAUUUUGUGUUGUCAGGAGAUGAGACGGUCGUUAUGUUUGAUGGCAUAGAAAACUGAAUGGUGCAGCAAUGUCAAUUGAAAAUUCAUUUCGCUCUCUGAGAUGCGAUGCUUUUGACCGUCCGUCAAAUUGUAAAAUGGACCACGGUUGACGCUUCACAGACGUCAGUAUGCUUAGAGGAGAGGACGGGUUACAUAUUUGGCGUUGGAGCACACUCGACGACUCGACGACGAGGCAUAUUAGAUGGACCUCAAUGGCAGGUAGAUUACCGUUGUCUUGUGUUUUCUUCUUUUUCUCCUUGUUUGGGAAUACAGCGUAUGUAAAGUGUGCGAGUGGGCGUGGUGCCGGAUCGAGUGCUGGGGGAGUGCUGCUUUUUGGUAUCUCGUCUGUUUUGGCCACGGCGUUCUUAUUCAUUGUAAUAGAGUAGUGAUUGCAUGUGGUCCACGAAAGGAGUUUGUAGAACUGAGGGGGGGGGGGGGGGUAUCUUGACAAACAAAAUCAUUUGCUUUUAUGUAAUGGAAAAGAGAUUGGAUAUUCUUCUUGUAGUUUCUUGAGAAAGGAAGACGGAAUGAAAGUAGGUUGAAGGA